ACACGCGUUCUUUUCUCUUUCCUCUUUAUAUUUACAAAUGGCCAGUGAAUCUCUAUUAGAUGGCGAAAGAGCACCUACGAUUCAUAUCAAGACAGAUCCAACCAUCACUUCUUAUCGAACACGUAUCAUUUACUGGUUAAAGAAACACACGGUCUUUUCAUUCACCUUGAUCGUUGCUUCUAUCCUCACCUUUUCUCUCUAUCUUUCCUCUCGACCUUCCCAGAAAUUUGAUCCUGCCUAUUUUAAUCCCUCUCUAUUCCACCCAGCCCAUCAAGAUAAACUAAGAGCUGCUCCCUCUGUCGAUUACCUCUACCCUGAUAACUUUUUAUCCUGGGAUCACAUCUCCAAUACAUCCACCAAGGUCAAGGCUGCCUUUGUGGUCAUUGCACGUGAAGAAGAACUCUACAAGCUUCAUACAACCAUUAUGGAUAUCCAAAGACAUUUUAACCAUGAUUACCCUUGGAUCAUUAUUGGACAUAAAGUCUUUUCUACUCAUUUCAGAAACUGGAUUACUCGUAUCGCCACAUCACCCGUCUCAUUUGGGCUGGCUCCCACAAUUGAGUGGCAGGAGCCAUAUUGGAUUAACAUCAGAAGAGCAGAGCAAGGGGUGAAACAAAUGACCAAGCUGGGUUUACCUAAAGGUGAAAGUAUGCAUUGGCGAAGAAUGACAAGAUACAAUGCUGGUUUUGUUGCGUUUCACCCAUUGUUGAAAGAUUUGGAGUUCUAUUGGAAAGUACAACCAGGAGCUCGUUAUCACUGUGAUAUACCCAAUGAUCCAUUCCAACGAAUGAAGGAUGAAAAAAAGAAGCUAUCAUUUGCACUAACAAAGACAGAAAACCAUGAAUACAUUCAAAGUUUUGAGCCCGUUGUCAAGGCCUUUAUUCGUAGAAACAAACGUCUUAUCCAACCCGUUCAAAACAGCGUGUAUAAUGCUCUCCUGGACGGAGAAGAGUUUGAGCCGAACGAAUUAGGUGAUUAUGGUGGACAUUACAGUAAUUGCAUGAUUUAUAACAAUUUCAUGAUUAUUUCCUUGGAUUUUCUCCGAUCCAAGGAAUACAAUAUGUUUUUCGAUGCGUUGGACUCAUCUGGUGGGUUCUUUUAUGAAAAAUGGGGCGAUGCAUUUCCUCAAACCAUGGCUGCUGCUCUCUUUUUGACACGUCAACAGAUUAGCUUUGAUGAUAUUGCUGGUUAUCAUUAUGAUGAAGGUGCAGUCUGUCCAAUAGACAUUGAUCAAUAUGUACAAUUAAAAUGCACGUGUGAUCCAUUCAGUGUAGCAGGUAUUUAUGGCAUAAUAAUAGAGCAGUUUGUAUCGAGUAUUAAAAAAAUGUUUUAUUCAUGA
Mucor mucedo is the source of this 1339-nucleotide messenger RNA. RefSeq names its product nucleotide-diphospho-sugar transferase. The transcript is spliced from 3 exons. The record is from RefSeq and is a predicted model, not a curated record. Bases 38 to 1339 code for a protein of 433 amino acids. Gene Ontology annotation, cellular component: membrane; Golgi apparatus. NCBI's taxonomy places the organism in Eukaryota, Fungi, Mucoromycota, Mucoromycetes, Mucorales, Mucoraceae. Gene Ontology annotation, biological process: cell wall mannoprotein biosynthetic process; protein N-linked glycosylation. Gene Ontology annotation, molecular function: alpha-1,2-mannosyltransferase activity.